Messenger RNA from Meloidogyne enterolobii, 787 nucleotides. NCBI's taxonomy places the organism in Eukaryota, Metazoa, Nematoda, Chromadorea, Rhabditida, Meloidogynidae. The record is from the annotation of a GenBank genome assembly.
UUUUUUUCUCUCAAAAUUUUUCUAAAUUUUAUCAAAAAAUAAUUUUUUUAAAGUAAAUUCACUCUCAACAACAACAAUUCAACCCGAAAUAAAAAAUAAUAAAAAAUCUACAAAUAUUCAAGAAUUAAAAGAAUCUUCCCCCCACAAACACAGCGGACAAGUUUCAACUACAGAAAAAAUAACCACGAUAGAGCCUUCAAUGGAUAUUUGCAAAGGGGAAUGGAAAUGGCCUAAAGGAUGUGGAGUUGGAGAUAAAAAAUGCCAUUAUAGUAUAGAAUGGUUUUUAGACCAAAAUAGUGAUUCCCUCCACUUUCAAUUAGAAACAAUUCCAGCAGUUUACAGAAAAAUACAAAAAGAAGAGCAACAACCUAUAUGGUCUGGAAUAGGAUUUUCCCCUUCUGGAACAUUAUUAGAUGCUGAUAUGAUCGUUAUUGGGACUUUGGAAAGAAAUUCAGAAGAAAUUGGGAAAUUGGAAGUUGUAGACAUGCAUGUGGAUGAAAAAUUGGAGCAAUUCCGCCCGGAUACACAACAAGAUAUUCAGUUACACGAAGGAAUAUUUAAUUACACAGAUGGAGUAUUCAAAGCAAAAUUUUCUAGAAAACGCAGGACGGGUGAUUCUGCUGGGGAAGAUUUAGAUUUUGGUGAAGAAGAUGGAAAUUGUGUUAGAUUUUUAUUUCCAAUAUCUGGUGGACGUUUUGAAAAGAGCGGAAAUAUUUCUGUUCCGGUAGCUGAUUCUUUGUAUGCUUCUGAUGCUGAAAUUUGUAUUAGAACAUGCAGGGGUAAUUAA